AUCAAAUCAUGUGACCAACAUUUGACAGGAUAGCAAGUAUUUCCGCAAACAGUCACAAUUAAUACUUCGCUUUUGCUGCUCUAAAUUUAGUUUUGAUGUUAUUCACAUACAAAAAGACAUGGACGAAGAUGGAUUACCAAUUGUAGGAUCUGGAGUAGAUCUGACAAAGGUUCCUGCCAUACAGCAGAAGAGAAUUGUAGCAUUCCUAAAUCAGUUCAUGGUGCAUACCGUGCGGUUUCUAAAUCGGUUUUCAACAGUUUGUGAAGAGAAACUAGCAAGUAUAUCCCUCCGCAUCCAGCAAAUUGAAACCACUCUGAACAUUUUGGAAGCCAAGUUGUCAUCUAUCCCUGGUCUGGAAGAUGUAAAGAUUGAGGGUUCAAGUCAGCGUCAGACUGCUGUAACAAACAGUCCAGUGUCUGAUAUAAACCAACCAGAGACGCCAGCAGCAGCUACAGCUCAGCCACCACAAAGUACCACAGACACUCCAGGCUCUCAAAAAGAAAACCCAGUAAAAGGAAAUGUUAUGACAGUAGCAAAAGAUCCAAGAUAUGCAAGAUACCUGAAAAUGGUACAAGUGGGUGUUCCAGUUAUGGCAAUAAAGAACAAGAUGAUUGCUGAAGGACUAGAUCCAUCUUUGCUUGACACCCCUGAUGCCCCUGUUCCUGACAGAGGAGUUAAAGAGACAGAGGAAGAAAGUAACAGCUCUGGUAGUGAAUCCUCUUUCAGUGACUGACACUGUCAGCCAAUAAAGCUAACAUGCUUCUACUUGCCGGAAGCUCAUGGUGAUGAGACUGACAUGAAGUGUGUAAAAUGCCUGUUUAACCCAUUAUAGCAUUUGUGAUGAGAAGCGAGCAGAGGACCUCUCAGCAAACCUAGAAACCAUGGCAAUACAUCUCCUUUAGCCCCCCAUAGUAGACUUUCUUAACCAAUGUUUCUGAAUAUACAGAAGAAUCUGACAUUUUCAGCCCUGAUUGUUAUGGGCUGUCAUAUGGGUUGACCCUUUUGAAUAAUACUGCUGUUUAUAUUUUGAAGCAAACUUUGAACUGGCACUGGAGAUACUUCCUUCUUAUCUUACGCUGUGAUGUGGUCCUGUGGGCUAUAAUUCUGCAGCUUUAUAUAUAUAUAUAUAUAUAUAUAUAUAUAUAUAUAUAUAUAUAUAUAUAUAUAUAUAUAUAUACACACACACAGUAUACUCUGAACUUUUGUAGAGUGCUGCAUUUAUUCAACUAACUAGCCUCCGAAGGGGGCAAGUGGGUUGUUUAAGCCCAUCUUUAAUAAUGAAAUAAACACAGCACAACCUACACAUUUAACUGGGGAUUAUCUUGUGCAAUAAAAAAAGAGUGCUUUUAGCCUUAUUAAAAACGACUCUAGUGACCAGUUUUCUAAUUAUAAUUACAGAGGUUGGUGAUGUAUAACUACUGUACCAGAAAAUAAUAAUGACAAAGGAAUGUGGAUAUUUGCAAGUGAUUCAGAUUAAAGGCUAACUGGAAGAGUAACUUUAACUUUGACACUACAGUACCUUAAAAGUUAAGUGAAGGCCGAUUUUCCAAACACAAGCUCAGUACAGACAAGAAAUGCAUCGCCCCAAUGAUUUCUAAGUCAGACUGAUGAGUGACAUACUAUAAAGUGGAGCUACUUAUUGUUUAUAGUUGCACAGUUCUGUUCCUGUAUGUAUUGGAAACCUCUGAGUGACCACAUUUGUGGAUCUAGGGCCUGAAGUGUCGACUAAGAUUGAUAUUGCUUGGAGGCAGAAAUCUGUUUUUCAAAUAUGACACCAAAUCCAAAUAACGGAGCCUAUUUGGUCAUCUUAAUUGUGUUUGAAAGAAAAGGUCACAUCACUAACUCUGUAUGAUACAAUAAAAUCUGGUAUUUUAUAAAAACAA
Acipenser ruthenus (sterlet) is the source of this 1883-nucleotide messenger RNA. Its product is annotated as WASH complex subunit 3. NCBI's taxonomy places the organism in Eukaryota, Metazoa, Chordata, Actinopteri, Acipenseriformes, Acipenseridae. The coding region runs from base 119 to 733 and encodes 204 amino acids. The record is from RefSeq and is a predicted model, not a curated record. Gene Ontology annotation, biological process: actin filament polymerization; exocytosis. The transcript has 7 exons. Gene Ontology annotation, cellular component: WASH complex.